AUGUUCCAGGCGGUGACCUCGGUCCACAGGCACCAGUUUCAUUCCUGUGCUAGGCUCUCUUUGCACCUGAGCAGCACUGGGAUAGACCAAAAGGGUGUCCUGGCCAAUCGGGUAGCGGUGGUCACUGGGUCCACUGAGGGGAUCGGCUACGCCAUGGCGCGGCGCCUGGCCCAGGACGGGGCCCACGUGGUCAUCAGCAGUCGGAAGCAGCAGAACGUGGACCGGGCAGUGGCCGUGCUGCAGGGGGAGGGGCUGAGCGUGGCGGGCACCGUGUGCCACGUGGGGAAGGCUGAGGACCGGAAGCGGCUGGUGGCCACUGUCCUGGAGCACUAUGGGGGCCUGGACUUUCUGGUGUGCAAUGCAGGCGUCAACCCCCUGGUAGGAAGCACCCUGAAGGCCAGUGAGGAGGUGUGGGACAAGAUCCUGGACGUGAAUGUGAAGUCCCCGGCCCUGCUGCUGAGCCAGCUGCUGCCCCACAUGGAGAAGAGGGGGACAGGGGCAGUCGUCCUGGUCUCCUCCAUCGCAGCCUAUAUACCACAUGUGAAACUCGGCCCCUAUAACAUCAGUAAGACAGCCAUGCUGGGCCUCACCAGGACACUGUCACUGGAGCUAGCCCCCAAGGGUAUCCGGGUGAACUGCCUAGUUCCAGGAAUAAUAGAGACCAACUUCAGCAAACUGUUACACAAGGAUGAGGUUUUCUGGAACGAGUGCAAGAAAAAAUACCAGCUGAAGAGGAUUGGGCAGCCUGAGGACUGUGCCGGGAUUGUGUCCUUCCUGUUCUCUCCGGAUGCCAGCUACAUAACCGGCGAGAACAUUGUGGUGGCCGGCUUCUCCUCUCGGCUCUGACGGGGCUGAGGGGGCCCUGAGCUCUGGGUCUGGGCUUAGGAGCCUGGGGACUGGUGGGCUGGGAGAUCAUUAAGGUCAGGGGGGUAAAGUCUGAAGCUCUGCCAGACAAGCAAUCUAGGGGCUUGUUCAUGCCAGGCUUGAGUCAGGACCCCCCCAGUGUUCUCAUCUGUUGAUUCUGCUGUUGAUUCAGCUGCUGUGAUCCAACCAACAUGUGGGUUCUUGAUGUGGGGCUGUGGAGCCGACUGAGUUCAUGGGGCUGGCACUUUGGAGGAACCAUAAGGGACAGGAGCAGAGACUCAGGCCCAUGAAGGAUCCGGCUCCUUCUCUCUGCCACUUGUCCUCUAAACAUUUCUUUCCUAAAAUAAACCCCAAUUUCUCCUCAAGCCUGGAAACUCCUGGUAAGGGGAGAGCCAAGGGGAUUGAGGCUGAGGACAGGCCUCUCCUGUCUCCUGCCUUCUGCUGCCC
Odobenus rosmarus divergens (Pacific walrus) is the source of this 1311-nucleotide messenger RNA. RefSeq names its product dehydrogenase/reductase SDR family member 2-like. Gene Ontology annotation, molecular function: carbonyl reductase (NADPH) activity. Lineage: Eukaryota; Metazoa; Chordata; Mammalia; Carnivora; Odobenidae. The record is from RefSeq and is a predicted model, not a curated record.